AUGGCAACAGCCUAUAUUUGUCCAAUGUGUAUUUUUAAUUGUGACAAUUUACCAGAUUUAGAACAGCAUCUUGAAGCACAUGAAAAUAAUCUGAUUCAAUCACCUGUUAAACAACAACAACAACAACAGGUCAAUAAAUCUAUACGAAAUAGUCCACUCUAUGCAAAAUCUCAAACGGCACUCAAUCUUCAACAACAAAAUCGUUCUCCUAUUGAUAAUUCUCAAUCGCCAUUAAAUUCUUCACCAAUUCGUUCCUCACCAAAUAAAACAUAUGAUAGACGAUAUUCAUGUAAAUCAUGUCCAUUUUCAACUCAUAGUGUUAAAGCUUAUUUUAAUCAUCGACAAAUGGCACAUAGUGAACAACUUAUUAUAACUGAAUGUCCAUUUUGUGAUUAUGCGAGUCAAUAUCCAGGCAAAGUUAAAAAACAUUUAACUGAUGAACAUCCAUUACAACAGAUGUCAAAUACUGAAGUAUCAAAUCAAUCAACCCGAAUAUCAUCACGUGGAAAUUCAAUUAAUAAUACAAUUGAACAAAAUUCAAAAAUAAAUAUUGAUGGAACAGCAAUAAAAUUUACUGAUUGUCCAUUUUGUUCAUUUACAUCGACCGAUUCAGAAGCAUUUCGUAAACAUGUUCUUACAAAUCAUUUAAGUGAUAAAAAUUUUCGUUGUCUUGUUUGUAAUCGACUUUAUCGAUAUCGAGGCGAUUGUUCAUUUCAUAUUCGUAAAAAACAUUCGGAUCGUAUGAUCGGUGAUAAUAUUGAAUCAUUACGUGAAUAUAUUGGUGAAUUUCAACCAAAUUCAAUGACAAUUAAUGAAUUAAAAGAACUUCUAUCAUGUCCAUUAACACCAUCACUUGCAUCAAUACCAUCUAAUGGAAUACCUAAUAUGUCUCGACAAUCAUUAAUUCUACAACAACAACAACAACAACAGCAACAGCAACAACAAUCAAAUGCUUCGCAUGCAUUUCGCUGUGGUUAUUGUACAUUUUCAUCAGUUAAUUCAGGUGAUGUUAAAAAACAUCAAACAUGGAAACAUGCAAAUUUAGCAUCAAAUAUUUUACCUAUUGAUCCAAAUGAUCUUCAACAACAAUUAAUUGUUAGUUCGAAACGAAAAAGAGUUCAUAGUACAAAAUCAAAUAAUAAUGAAGAAGAUGGUCCUAGUAUACGACGACCAAGAAUAUCAAUGCCAUCACAACGACAAUUAACUAUUGAUACAUCACCAACAAUAAAUGUAGAUAAUGAUUUAGCACCUAAAGAUUUACUUUCACCUAAUGAACCUAUAUCAUCAUUUGAUUCUGAUCAAUCAUUAACAAAAACGAAUAAUACUCAUAUUUCUACUCAACAUCAAUUAUCUGCUAUUGGUUCAAUAUCAUCUCGUGUUUACAAAUGUAUUCGUUGUGAACGUUUAGCACCGCAUCGAUGGAUUAUUGAACGUCAUAUACGUGCUAAACAUCCAUCUGAUUCAGAUAAUAUAACAAAUGUUAUACUUGAAAUUGAUAAACCAUUAACAUCAUCAACAAAUGGUGAACCAAUGACAGCAACAAAAUCUUCAUCAGCAUCGGAUCAAGAUACUGCAACUUCAACGAUACCAAAAGCAUUUUCAUGUUCAGCAUGUUCACUACAAUCAUAUCAUUUAUGGGUUAUUUUACGACAUAUUCGUAAUGUUCAUGAAAAUGAUGGAUCAGAUGCAAAAAUUAUUGAUAAUAUUAAUAAUCAAAUAAUUGAAGAUAAUGAUGAUAUCGAAACAGAUAAACCUGUUAAUAGUGUAUCAUCGAAUACUACAACAAUAAAUACCAAUGAUAAUGAGAAUGAGAAUAAUGAUGAUGAUGAUGAAAUUCAAAGUGAACAAAAUGAUGUAAAUAAUGAAGAAAUGCUUAAACAUUUAAUAAAUACAGCAAUGGCAACAAGAAAAACAAAUGCAACAAAUACAUUCUUAGAAAAUUUACCAACAUCAUUAAUGAACAAUAAUGUUGCUGCAUCACUUGCUACUUUACUUGGACAGUUAUCUAAUAAACAAUUACUUCAACAACAACAACAGCAACAGCAACAACAACAAUUGCAAGCUGAAAAAGCACCAUUAAUUAAACGAUAUAAAUGUUCACUAUGUUCACAUAUUUCUGCUUGGGGAGGUAAUGUUAAAAAACAUUUAAAACGUAUGCAUCCAGGUGAUCAUUCUGGUCAUGUAAUUGAUCUUGGUCUUGACUUAAAUACUAAUGCUAAUCAACUAUCAUCAUUAUCGAGUAGUAAUGAAUUUGACGAACUGAAUGAACAACAAAUACUUAGUUCAAGUACAAAUAAAAUAUCAGCAAUUAAUGAAAAUAUUCAUCAAACAUAUCAACAGUCGUCUGAUAUCAUCAAUACAAAAUUAAAAGAUAUUGAUAAUUCUCCAUCAUUUGCUCCGCCAUCAUCGAAUAAUACUUCUCAAUCAACUCGACCAGAACGUCUUUAUGGAUGUUCUGCAUGUCCAUAUGAAUGUACAAAUCCAUCAAAUAUUCAUCGUCAUGUUGAACUUCACUGUGGUGAUGAUGGUGGUGGUUUUCAAUGUUCACAAUGUUUUUUCUUAUCGAAAUGGCGUGCAAGUAUACGUAAACAUAUGAUAUCAACUCAUGGUAGUAGUUUAGCAUCAUUAACAAAUGUUCUUGAACCAUUAAUACUUACGAAAUCUGAUGAUGCUAUUGUUAUUGUUAAAAAAUGGUUAAUUCAUGAAAAUGGUAAUAAACAUGAAGAUGAUCCAAAUAAUAAUAGUACACAUACAAUGGAUAUAUCAACAUAUUAUUGUUCAUCAUGUCCCUAUAUAAAUAAUAAUCGUCUAUCAUUUGAACAACAUGUUAUACAUCAUAAUUUACCUGUAAAUGAUGAAGAUAUUUAUACAUGUACAUUUUGUACGUUUAAUACAGAUGAAAAAGAUUUAUUUGAAGAUCAUCAAAUGUUACAUAUUGUGAAAGAAGAUUUUCCACAAGAUGCAACUGCGAAUUUCGUAGAAAACACGGUUAUUUAA
Molecule: messenger RNA, 2997 nt
Organism: Adineta steineri
Lineage: Eukaryota; Metazoa; Rotifera; Eurotatoria; Adinetida; Adinetidae
Source: the annotation of a GenBank genome assembly